Messenger RNA from Toxotes jaculatrix (banded archerfish), 1279 nucleotides. It is a transcript of the gene grap2b, whose product is annotated as GRB2 related adaptor protein 2b. Lineage: Eukaryota; Metazoa; Chordata; Actinopteri; Toxotidae. The record is from RefSeq and is a predicted model, not a curated record. The transcript is spliced from 7 exons. The coding region runs from base 148 to 903 and encodes 251 amino acids. Gene Ontology annotation, molecular function: protein binding.
CACAUACGUGGUGAGUAACACAGUUUCUGUCUCUCCGGUGAGGUGCAAACGUCAAAAGAUUGUCAUUUUGAAUUAUGGUUUGCUGGCCUGCUGCUUCCUGAGCUGUCAACACGGACUUUCCUCCUACUGCAGUGAAGGUGGUUUACCAUGGAGGCUACAGCCAAGUAUGACUUUGAAGCUACAGCUGAUGAUGAACUCAGCUUCAAAAAGGGAGAGCAGUUGAAGAUUUUGCAGACCACUGGGAACUGGUACAGAGCAGAAAGCAGUGGGGCUGAAGGGUUUGUGCCCAAAAACUUUAUCAGCAUUCACCUACCCAGUUGGUACCAGGAAGAAGCCAGUCGCAGCGAGGCCCAGACGAGGCUGAUGUCACAGCCCAUGGGGGCCUUUGUCAUACGCGGCAGCCAGAAGGGAGCCCCGGGUGACUUCUCCAUCUCUGUCAGACAAGAAACAGAUGUACAGCACUUCAAGGUGCUACGGGACAGGAGAGGGCUGUAUUUUUUGUGGUCAGAAAAGUUCCCUUCUCUCAACCAGAUGGUGGAAUAUUAUAAAAGGAACUCUGUCUCCAAAGAAACUCAAAUAUUUCUGCAGGAGACACAAGAACAGAUUUUCAUGCCCCAAACACAGAGAGGAAGCUCAGACAGUCUUCCAGCUCUCCCUGCUUCUCUUCUCACUCCUCCACUGUUCAACCGCCCACCUACACCCGCACCACGACAGCACAAAUCCCCUUCCACCCUGCAGGUCAGAGCUCUGUACCGUUUCCACGCUGAAGAGGCGGACGAGCUGGAGUUCAACGUCGGCGAUAUCAUCACGGUCCUGGAAUGCCAUGACCAGGCCUGGUGGAGGGGCCAGCUGAGGGGCAAGACGGGCCUGUUCCCCUCCAGCUACACCACACCCAUCAUGUAAUAUUACAGUAACUUUAUUUUAAUGACUAAUGUCUAUGCUAGUACUCGCUACUUAACCUUAAACCUGCAUUGGCUCGCAGAAGAAGGCUCAGCGUCUUGUGAAAGAAAAUAUCAGUUGUUUUCAAUAAACAUGUAGACUGAGUUAUCAGUUUACAUGUUUACAUGUUUACAUGUUGGGUUUCAUCAUAAACAUGAUCAAUUUGAUUCCAAUAAAGUUUUUUAAAGUGACCUUUAACACAUAAUACUCAGACCAAUUCCACGAUCAUGUUCCACACAACUAUGCUCAAUGUAACCAACAAUACACAAGCUAUGAAUGUAACCACAAUAACUACUUUUGUUGAAAUGUUUUAUUUUUAAUAAAACGAUGAUGAGCAUUA